This is a messenger RNA of Eurytemora carolleeae, 504 nucleotides long. Its product is annotated as beta-lactamase-like protein 2 homolog. The record is from RefSeq and is a predicted model, not a curated record. Bases 1 to 504 code for a protein of 167 amino acids. NCBI's taxonomy places the organism in Eukaryota, Metazoa, Arthropoda, Copepoda, Calanoida, Temoridae. The transcript has 6 exons.
AUGCUGAAGAGUAAGCCAAGAAUCCACAAAUUCCCAAGAACAGAUGGACCUGAGCCUAAUAUAGGAGAGGUUCAGAGGAUAGAGGAUGGAAGUGUUCUUGAGGUUGAGGGAGCAGGACAAGUUAAGUUGAUGCAUACCCCAGGACAUACCCAGGACCAUGUGGUGGUUUACCUUUCGGAUCUUCAUGCUUACAUGAUCUCUUUACAGAAGAUUCUUGAUCUAUCUCCAUCUCAAAUAUACCCAGGACAUGGUCCUAUCAUCCAGGAUCCUAUACCGAAGAUUGAGUUUUAUAUAAAGCAUAGAACGGAGAGAGAGAAUCAGAUCCUUGCUGCCCUCUCCUCUCAACCUCAACCUCAGACUCCCGGUCAGCUUGUCAAGAUCAUUUAUAAGGAUACUCCUGAGCACCUACACCUGGCAGCUGAGAAUAAUGUAAACCAUCACCUUUCUAAACUUCUGAAGGAGAACAAAGUAGAGAAUAAGGAUGGACUUUGGCGUACAUGUUAG